AGCUCCAUAUGCUCUCCUCACUUCUCAUCGUGUCGUCGUCCUUGGAGUUUCGCCUCUAAAAAUCUCCCAAUCUCCGCCAAUCUUUAAUUUUAAUUCCCCAAUUAUUUCACCAUGUUGGACUUUUUCGUACUCUUUGGCAAGGGUGGAAUCGUUCUCUGGUGUUUCCAGUCCACCAAGGAAGCCGUCCUCACAUCCGUUAAUGCGCUUAUUCGCUCCGUUAUCCUCCAGGAACGAGGUGGCGAUGGUCGCUUUGAACAUGAACAGCUCAUGCUCCAGUUUAAAUUGGACAAUGAAUUUGACCUCGUUUUUGUCGUCGGGUAUCAGAAAGUGUUGAAAUUGAAUUAUGUCGACAAAUUUUUGGAUGACAUUCACCUCGAAGUUAGAGAUCGAUACAAGAACGAAUUGCUGGACAAGAGAGGGCUUUUGCAGGGCUUGGACUUAUCCGUUGAGUAUGAAUCAAUCCUGCAUGCGGCAGAAGUUUGGAGUUUUGAGUUGGCGAAACAGCCCAAGACGAUGAAAAGUUUCGAUGAGUCGAAAAAAUCAAAGAAGACUGUGGCUUCUAUGAUUGAAACCAAAGGGGGUGGCUAUCCAGAGCCUGAAUCGAAGAAGGGGAAAAAAGCUAAGGCACCUGCGGUGGCGCCCACUCCCGUUACACAAGAAAAUAAUGGCGACGAUGGGGAUUCUGCCGACGAAAAUGGAGAAGGAGAUGGUGAGGAGGAGGAAAAUGUGGACCCAUUUUCUGGCCUAUCACUGCCAAUUGGAAAGCAAGUGUCGAAAGGACCGGGUGGGAGGAGAGUAGUUAAAGUCAAGAGUCCAAAAACGGGGAAGGACAAGGGAUCUGGAAAGAAACCUCGGACUUGGGACCAAGGAGGGACUACUCGUGACCUUGCCGAGCUUGAUAGAUCCCGACCUGGAGAUGCCCAAUCCCAGGAAUUUAUCCCAACUGAUCGUUCCAUUAUUGGAAAGAUGUCGGGUCAUAUCAAAGCAUUGGAGGUUAGAGUGGAUGACUCGUCGUCCAAGAAAGGGAAGGAGGGUGGAAAUGUGGUCACUAACCUGUUCAAGGGGCUCGUUGGUGGGAAGGCGUUGAGUGAUGGGGACGUUGCCCCAGCUUUGGAGAAAUUGAAAGAUCAUCUCAUCUCGAAAAAUGUUGCUGCUGAUGUUUCGCUCAAGAUUUGUGACUCUGUGUCAAAGAAAUUGGAGGGAAAAGUCCUAGGAACUUUUCAGACGGUAAAUUCGACUGUCAAAAGUGCUUUGGAAGAGUCAUUGCUCACUCUCCUCCGGCCAAAGAAGCAAGUGGAUGUUCUUCGAGAUGCGCUGGAGGCAAAGAGACAACAGAGACCUUUUGUUAUCACCUUUUGUGGGGUUAAUGGUGUGGGAAAAUCGACCAACUUGGCCAAGAUUUGCUACUGGCUAAUUGAGAAUGAUUUCCGUGUUCUCGUCGCAGCGUGUGAUACAUUCCGUGCUGGAGCCGUUGAGCAAUUGCGGACCCAUGCUCGACAUUUGAAUGCACUUCAUCCCCCAAAGGGUGGGAUUCCGAUGGUGCAGUUGUAUGAGAAGGGCUACGGUAAGGAUGCCGCUGGUGUGGCAGCCGAAGCAAUCUCUUUUGCCAAAGACGCACGUCUGGACGUCGUUUUGGUUGAUACGGCCGGGCGAAUGCAGGACAACGAACCCUUAAUGAGGGCUUUGUCAAAGCUAAUUCGAGUGAACGAUCCCGACCUCGUGCUAUUUGUCGGAGAAGCGCUCGUUGGAAAUGAGGCGGUUGAUCAAUUGGUUAAAUUCAAUCGCGCCCUGGCUGAUUUUUCUGAUCAGAACAAUCCUCGCCUUAUUGAUGGCAUUGUGCUCACGAAAUUUGAUACAAUUGAUGACAAGGUUGGAGCAGCUGUGUCCAUGGCGUAUAUUACCGGUCAGCCCAUCGUUUUUGUGGGGACAGGACAAACCUACACUGACUUGCGAACUUUGGACAGUCAAGCCGUGGUAGCUUCCCUCAUGAAUUGAAGCGCUAGCAGAAAGUCAAUUGCUGCAUAUUCUUUCUUCCACACUGUUCCACUCUGGUUCACUUAUUCCUCAACCAUAUGCCUUUCCAUUUAAUGCUAUUAUUACCUGAAAUUUUACACGAUUUUUGAAUGGAUUCUUGAUCCUCCCGUUUAUGUUGAUCAUUUUGUUGAUUGUCAACAUCCAUGGAAUAUUCGGAAAAUGUACACACAUAUAUGCAUGUAUACAUAUAUAUUUUCGUAUAGAUUGUAUUUAAAAUUACUUAUUUGAUCAAUACAAAAUAAAAACGGUUAAAAUUA
This is a messenger RNA of Folsomia candida, 2291 nucleotides long. RefSeq names its product signal recognition particle receptor subunit alpha homolog (gene SrpRalpha). Gene Ontology annotation, biological process: SRP-dependent cotranslational protein targeting to membrane. The coding region runs from base 112 to 1995 and encodes 627 amino acids. NCBI's taxonomy places the organism in Eukaryota, Metazoa, Arthropoda, Collembola, Entomobryomorpha, Isotomidae. The record is from RefSeq and is a predicted model, not a curated record. Gene Ontology annotation, cellular component: signal recognition particle receptor complex; endoplasmic reticulum membrane. Gene Ontology annotation, molecular function: signal recognition particle binding; GTPase activity; GTP binding. The transcript is spliced from 7 exons.